This is a messenger RNA of Torulaspora delbrueckii, 1998 nucleotides long. RefSeq names its product Fmp40p (gene FMP40). The coding region runs from base 1 to 1998 and encodes 665 amino acids. The transcript has a single exon. The record is from RefSeq and is a predicted model, not a curated record. NCBI's taxonomy places the organism in Eukaryota, Fungi, Ascomycota, Saccharomycetes, Saccharomycetales, Saccharomycetaceae.
AUGGGCGACAGAAUGGGUAUUAUGAGCCUUUUGAAAGAAACUGGGACAUCGAGAUUCAUCAAGUGCUUGACCCCCGAUGCGAUGGUCCCCAGUGUGACGAAAGCACUUGAAAUAGUUGAGCAGAAACAGGAGAAAGUACAACCUGAAGCACCAAUAGAGAAAGCGUUCCAUACACCAAGGAUUGUCUCUUCUGGGAGCCACUUCGCUUACACUGCUCCUGAGAAGAGGCCUCACUACAGGCCCUUGAUCAAAUCCGCUCUGGCUCAUGAAGAAUUGGGGCUUCAGAUGGAUGACAAGCUAGAGAGUUUGCUUAGUGGUGAAGAUGUUUACAUCGAUGGUAAGAAAGGUAUCUUUCCUUACAGUAUGGCAUAUGCAGGAUUCCAGUUUGGUCAAUUCGCAGGUCAGCUAGGGGACGGAAGAGUGGUCAAUCUAUUUGAUAUAAAGGAUUCUCAUGGGAAUUAUCAAACUUUACAGCUGAAAGGAAGCGGUUUAACACCUUUCUCCCGAUUUGCCGAUGGGAAAGUUGUGCUUAGAUCUUCAAUAAGAGAAUUUAUCAUCUGCGAGUCACUAUACCAGAUUGGUAUCCCCUCGACACGGGCCCUUCAGCUGACACAAUUGCCCAAAACGAGAGCAACGAGAGGCAUGUCCUUUGAGCCAACGGCCGUUGUCUGUAGAAUGGCACCUUCGUGGAUUAGACUCGGCAAUUUUGAUUUACUAAGGUGGAAACCGAAUUUAAAAGCAUUAUUCAAGUUGGCGGACUACACCAUCGAUAACGUAUAUGGAAAGGAUCAGACACCCUUACCGGACGUCAACAAUUUCAAGGAGGAUCAUUUUGCUGAUGAAGGUGAUGAACCACGUCAAAUUGAUGAUGUGACAGAUAAUACAAAAUACGACCAACUCUACAGAAACGUUGUCAGAAAGAAUGCAGAGUGUGUUGCAUACUGGCAGACGUACGGCUUUAUGAACGGAGUUUUAAAUACAGAUAAUACAUCGAUCCUAGGUCUAUCGAUCGAUUACGGCCCCUUCAGUUUCCUAGACAGGUUCGAACCAGCGUUCACACCAAAUCACGAUGACGUUGAAGGCAGAUAUUCAUUCCAAAAUCAACCAAGUGUUAUUUGGUGGAAUUUGAUACAAUUUGCCCAAUCAAUCGCGAUCCUGAUCGGCGCCGGCGGGAAACACAUAGACGAAGUGAUCGCUCUACAGAACAAUACGAAACCGCUAUCCAGCGAAGUGGAGAAAGAUGUGACCAAACGUGCAAACGACCUCAUUGGCCUAGUGGCACACGAGUACAAAUAUGUUUUUACUACAAAGUACGUUCAAUUGAUGAGCCAAAGAUUGGGCAUCGAUCUUUCUUUGGACCCUUCUGAGAUCGACAAGACAAGUACAGUGGUCAAGGAUUUUUGCUCUACUCUAAUGGAGCCCUUGUUAGAAAUUUUAAGAAAAACUGGAAUCGACUACAACAAUUUCUUUGUCAAUCUACAGAACUAUAAAGGCCCAAUCUUUGAUAAGGCAAACGGGAUCAACGGGCUAGAUAAGAAUUAUGUUGCCAUCUUUUUUAACAUCAGCCAACAGGUAAAACUACAAACAUACUACGCAGAUGAGAAACAUUUUGUUGACACUGAUUCUGGAGAGACACGCUUACUAGUCGAGUACUUUGAGAAACUAGUCAACUGGUCCAGGCUCUACUUGGACUUGGCACCAGAUCAAGUAGAACGUUACGAAAUAUCAAAGAAAGUGAACCCAUUGUUCACACCCAGAUCAUGGAUCUUUGACCAAGUGAUUGAGCACUUCGUCGACGAGCAACGUACAGCACUAAACGAUCCAGAGUCUACUAUCGACACAGCCCCACUACAAAAAUUGCUACUAAUGAGUUCGUACCCUUACGAUUCCUCCAAAUGGGAUUCGACUCUAAGGCCCGACUUACAGGAGUCAUGGGGAAGCAUAGAGCACGCUGAAACUGCCGACAAGUUCAUGAAACAAGCCUCUUGUUCUAGUUAG